AUGCCUCAAUUGAAUCCCUAGAUAGAUCAAAGACAAUCAAGUUGUAAUAAUCACUCGAUUAAUCAGAGGUUCGUCGAUAAAUUGAUACAAUCUAUAACAGAACAGUUUCCUUCUUGCACUAGAAGAGCGAAUCUCCAACCAAAGAUCAAUUUGUAGGAGAUGUUUAUGAUCUCAAUUAAUUGGAAGGGGGAAUCGAAAAAGAGAUUGAUAGAUACAAUAAACAUAAAAAAUAAAAAAUAGUAAAUUAUUAAAACCUAUAGCUCAACAUAGAGAGAGGCACAGCUCAAGUUGCAAGAAGAUGCAAAAAGGUUAUAAUUGAUAGACAAGUGGAAAUAAAAGGACUCACAAAUUUUAGAUUAGAUUUUAAAGAGACAAUAUGCAUUUAAAUAAAAGAUGAAGGCUUCAAGCAGUGGAAGAAAAACUCCCUUGCAAAAAAUACCGUAAUUUACAGAUCCAAAAUCAUUCAAAAGGGAUAGUGAAACUAAAAUUGACAAAGGAGAUACGUCAUUGUAAAAAACCAUGUACAGAACUAGAAUUGAUGAUUCUAAGAUUAAAUAAAGAAGAGAGAUGGUCAUUUAAAGAAAGGAAGUACUCAACAAACUUGAAGAUUUGGAGUUAUAAAAAGACCUUGAGAAGUUGUAAAUGAAAUUAACUUAAAGCGAAAAAUUAUCUAAAUAGUAAGCACAAAUCAAAGUUGAAAGAAUCAAGGAGUAAUAUUUUAGAGAAUAAUAAUUAAUUUAAUAAUAAAAGGAAAUUAAUGUUGUUUAAUCUCAAGAACAUUUGAGUGCUAUGAUUAGUAAAAUGAUCAAUAAAGAGCAAGAAUUUAGAGGAUUACUAUAAUCUUAAUUGAUGUCAGAAUUAGAAAAAAAACAAUUAUAAAAAGAAAAAUAGUAGAAAAUUAAGUAGAAUCAAAAUGAUCUAUUUAAGGAUCAGGACAAAAAAUUAAAAUAAUUAAAUGAUAAAUUUAGUAAAAUUGAAGAACAAAACAAAUUAAGAAAAUAAGAAUUAGACCAUAAAAUACUUUUAAAAUAGGAAUUAAGAAAGCUAAAAGAAUAGGAUAAAUUAGACAAUUAUGAGAGGUAGAAAAGACAAAAUGAUUAUAAAAUGAUGACUCUUUAUAUGAAAUCCAAAUUUAUUGAAGAAAAAAAUCAACUAAAAUAAUAUCAAAAUGAAGUCAUUUAAAAAACUUCUAUGGAAAUAAACAAGUAGGAAAUAUAAGAAAGAUAAAGAAUAUAUUCACAACUUUAGGAAUUGAGCGAUAAUUUAUUGAACUAUAAAAGUGUUUCAUAACAUGAAUCGAGAUAGAAACAAGACCAAGCAAAAUUCAAAAGUGUCAAAUUACUUAAGAAGUUUGCUAAAUUAGAAGAUCCCAACAUUGAGCAGCAUACUUAAGUACUCUUAACAAUGCUUUAACCUAAACCUGUAGAAACUAAUAAUUCUAAUAGAAAAUUAAGUGUUCACAAAAAAUGA
This is a messenger RNA of Paramecium tetraurelia, 1470 nucleotides long. RefSeq lists its product as uncharacterized. The transcript has 7 exons. Lineage: Eukaryota; Ciliophora; Oligohymenophorea; Peniculida; Parameciidae. The record is from RefSeq and is a predicted model, not a curated record.